AUGGCACGAGAAAUUGAGGUCGACGUUCUGGUCAUUGGCGCUGGCCCAACCGGCCUGGGAGCUGCCAAACGACUUCAGCAACUUGAAUCUGCAUCCUGGCUCAUUGUCGAUCUCAACGAGACUCCCGGCGGCCUGGCCUCCACGGACGUCACCCCCGAAGGUUUCGUACGUUAUCCAUCUCCAACCUACCCAAUUCUAUGCAUCAAUUGGUUGACGAACUCUCGAACCUCUCCGGCUUUACGAUGUCGGCGGCAUGUUAUCUUCUCGCACUACAAAUACUUUGGCGACUGCCUCAACGAGGCGCUGCCCAAGCCGGACGACUGGUACGAGCACAAGCGCAUCUCCUACUGUCGGUACAAGGACCGCUGGGUGGCGUACCCCUUCCAGAACAGCAUCGCCGCGCUCGAUCCCGACGAGCAGGCGCUGUGUCUCGAGGGCCUCGUCGAGGCCUCGCUGCAGGCGCGCGCGCGUGACCCAGCCGACAAGCCCAAGACGUUUGACGAGUGGAAUCUUCGUGCCAUGGGCCACUACCUGAACGAUAUAUUUACGCGACCGUACAACUUCAAAGUCUGGGCCGUUCCUACGACCAUGAUGAAUGCGACUUGGCUUGGAGAGCGCGUUGCCGCCCCUAACCUCAAGUCUCUCACGUCUGAUGUUGUUCGGAACAAGGUCGCAGGCCCUUGGGGGCCCAAUGCCACGUUCCGCUUCCCUGCGCACGGCGGCACGGGUGGUAUCUGGAUUGCCUUGGCCAAGACUCUCGAGCAGCAGAACACAAAGUUUGGCAAACAUGCGACUGUGACCAAGGUCGAUGCUGAUGCCAAGGUGGUGCACCUCAAAGACGGCACCGUCAUCAAGUACGGCUCUCUUGUCUCAACCAUGGCUGUUGACCAUCUUGCACAAACCAUGAACGACACCAAGCUCCAGGACCUGUGCAAGCCGCUUUUCUACUCCUCCACCAACGUCAUUGGCAUCGGUAUCCGUGGCGAGCGCCCCGAGCGUAUCGGCGACAAGUGCUGGCUCUACUUUUCCGAAGACAACUGCCCAUUCUACCGCGCCACCGUCUUCUCCAACUACUCCCCCAACAACCAGCCCGAGGCCAGCGUCGAGCUUGCCACGAAGCAGUUCGCCGACGGCGGCAACCCGCGUCGUCAGACGCGAAACCGGCCCGUCAACCACGAGAUGCUCCUCGCCGAGACUCUCAAGGGUGCGCUGGCGACGGAUUUGCUGCGGCCCGAGGACGAGAUUGUGAGCACCUACGUGCGUCGCUCCGACCACGGCUACCCGACGCCGCACGUGGACCGCGACGGUGCGCUGGCCGAGAUCCUGCCAUAUCUCCAGGACAAGGACAUUCUGUCGCGCGGGCGUUUUGGGUCCUGGACGUACGAGGUCGGCAACCAAGAUCACAGCUUCAUGCUCGGCGUGGAGGCUGUUGACCGCAUCUUGUUUGGUAGCGUCGAGCUUACUCUGGGAUACCCCGACUUUGUCAACACCCGCGCCAACACUGAACGACGGCUUAAUAACAAGACAUUUGUCAAGCGAUAA
Messenger RNA from Akanthomyces muscarius, 1542 nucleotides. RefSeq lists its product as uncharacterized. The record is from RefSeq and is a predicted model, not a curated record. The transcript is spliced from 8 exons. Lineage: Eukaryota; Fungi; Ascomycota; Sordariomycetes; Hypocreales; Cordycipitaceae. The coding region runs from base 1 to 1542 and encodes 513 amino acids.